AUGGAAAGAAAGCAAAUGAGCCAUUUAAUCGACAUAGAAGACCCUCAUGUUCCAUUGGAAGAUUCAAUGGGAAAGGAGUUUCAAAGCUUGUCUCUCUUAUCCCCUGCAUGUAGCAUCUAUAGAGUUCCUGACCGACUACGUCAUCUCAAGCAAAAAGCAUAUGCACCAAAGGUUGUCUCCAUUGGCCCCCUACGUCAUGGUGGUAGUGAAGCCUUAAAAGCCAUGGAAGAACAUAAAAUGAGGUACCUGCGAGAUUUCGUUGGACGGACUGGGCAAACCUUGAAGUUUUUUAUUGACGUUGUAAGGGAGAAGGAAGCAAAACUUCGUGAAUGUUAUGCAGAAACCAUUAAUUUUACAAGUGAAAAAUUUCUCAAAAUCAUUCUGGUGGAUGCUGCCUUCAUCCUUGAGGUCUUACUCAAGUCCUCCAGCCCUAAACUCCUAGAAGAAAACGACCGCAUAUUUGACAAACCCUGGUUGAUACAAGAUGUUUGGGCCGACAUGCUUUUGCUUGAAAAUCAGCUUCCCUUCUUCAUUCUUGAGCAUCUUUUCAAUUCAUACAAAACAGAUGUCCUUCUGCAAAAUGAUGGGACGACACUUACAAUCAAUAAGCUUACAGUAGACUUUUUCAAAAGCCGAAUGGAGUCACCGGGAAUAGAAGAAAGAUGGGAAGAAAUCUUGUAUGGUGAUUUCAAAAUCGAACAUUUUGUUGAUCUCCUACGACACGUGCAAUUUAAGCCUGAUGAUGAUGAGAUAGCAACUCGUAGAAAUAUGAAACUUCGAACACUAACCACCCCCAGCGCGACAGAGCUACACGAGGCUGGAGUGUUGUUUAAGGUACGGGAGAAGAGCAAAAAUCUAUUCGACAUAAAAUUCGAAAAAGGGAAACUAGAAAUCCCAAGUUUUAUUUUAAGCGAUGAGAAAGAAUACUCAAUCAGAAAUUCGCUUGCAUUUGAGCAAUGCCAUUGUAGUGAUGAGAACUACAUAAAUGACUAUGUUAUCCUUAUAGGUCGCCUUGUUGAAACACGCAGGGAUAUAGACUUAUUGGUGAAGCAGGGGAUUAUUGAGAAUAGGAUUAGCAACAGCCGAGAUGGGUCACUUCUGUUGAACAAGCUUGCCGAUGGGGCUAUUUUGGACCAGGAAAAGUUCUAUUUUGCUGCUCUUUUUGGGGAGUUGAACAAAUACUACAACACCUCAUGGCACAGGUGGAAGGCACACUUGAAACAAAGAUAUUUCAGAACACCAUGGGCUGGGGUUUCGCUUUUAGCAGCUGUGUUUCUGCUUAUUCUCACUAUCGUACAAACGGUGUGUUCUUUGGCUGCGUUUUUCCCGACACUCGAUCCUUCUUCUAAUUAG
This is a messenger RNA of Corylus avellana, 1353 nucleotides long. Its product is annotated as UPF0481 protein At3g47200-like. Lineage: Eukaryota; Viridiplantae; Streptophyta; Magnoliopsida; Fagales; Betulaceae. The record is from RefSeq and is a predicted model, not a curated record.